AUGGGGUCAAAGGUGGUUCCAACAAUCAGCUUCUCCAACAUCACAAACCCCCAACAAUCCCAAGACUUCCUCGCCCAGCUACGAAGAUCAGGGGUGGCUAUCAUCCGAAAUGUGGUUCCAAAGGAGACAGCCACCAGCUGGAGACAAGAAGCAAGCGAAUACCUCAGCCAAAACUCAGGCAUGCGAGCAGUGCCAACAAGAGACCCCCAACUUUACGAGCUCUACUGGAGUCCAGCCCAGAUCAAAGCCAGGGCGCAUCCCAAUGUCAUAGCCGCGCAGAAGUUCGUAAUGGGAAUAUGGAAGUCUGAAGACCCCAAUGCCAUGGUCAGCACAAACUUUCCCAUCAUAUACGCCGAUCGUGUGCGGAUACGAACGAUCUCGACAACAACGUAUGGCAGUGAUGGAGACAGACUCAGGCCUAGCGCCCAUGUCGACAAUGGCAGUGUCGAGAGAUGGGAGCCGGAUGGGUAUGGACGGGCAGGGACGUAUAAGGAUAUUUUCCGUGGGCGUUGGGAGGAUUAUGAUCCUUGGGAGAGCUCCUCCCGCGUCCAAGCAACAAGCGACCUCUACCAAGGCACCGGUUCCUGCUCCAUCUUCCGCAUGUUCCAAGGUCUUCUAUCCAUGAGCCCCACCUCCUCCGACUCGGACUCAGAUUCAGACUCAGACUCACUGCAAGUCUGCCCCAUGCCCCAACUGGCAACAGCUUACUUCCUGCUACGACCAUUCUUCUCUCCCUCGCCCUCCGCGUCCCCAGUCUCUUCAUCCUCAAAUCUAGCCCACUCCGAGCAAGACCAACGGGACCCUUUCUCUACGUUCUCCACCACCUUUGCUGGCGAAGAAGAAGAAGAAGAAGAAGACUCACCCUGGCUCUUCAACCACCCCCACAACUCCAUCCUCCAUGGCGCCCUCCCCAGCUAUGCCCAAGACAUCAACCCGACUCUGCACCCGCACCUCCAGCUGGACCGCAGUUUGGUCACCAUCCCACGCUUAGAACCGGGUGAUUACGUGCUUUGGCAUCCGGAUUUGAUUCAUGUUGUUGACGGGCCUUGGCAGAGGCAGAAACGGCACCACAAGCAAAGACACAGCAUGAUCACAAGGAGCAAGAACCCCCUAGAUCCAAUCCCGAACACAAACCCAAAAAUCUCCCAUACAUUGUCCCUCUACCUCCCCUGUUGCCCCCUGACCCAAACCAACGCGCUCUAUCUCUCCCGCCAGCGCAAGGCCUUCCUCCUCGGCAGGCCCGGCCCCGACUUCGGCGGAGGUGGGCAAGCGCUCUUCCACCAGGGGCACAAGAACCACGGCUCUUAUGGGUACGGGUACCGCGGGGUGCGAAGUAUGGUGAACGGACCUGGUCCGUAUAAUCACUUGCCAGAUGAUAGUAGUACUAGUGGAUGUGGGAGUGGGAGUGGUACAGGUGAUGAGAGUAGUCAUAUGGGAAAGGCGGGCGUGCAGGAUGUUAAUGAUGCCGGUGGUGAUGAUGCGUCGAGAACCAUGGGACUGUUGCCGUGGGAUGAGGAGGAGGCGCGCACGGAGGCGGAGAGGGAGGUAUUGGCUAUGGCUAAUGGAAUACUGUUUCCUGAUUUGUUAGAUCAUGGGAGGACAUGA
Molecule: messenger RNA, 1605 nt
Organism: Neurospora hispaniola
Lineage: Eukaryota; Fungi; Ascomycota; Sordariomycetes; Sordariales; Sordariaceae
Product: DUF1479-domain-containing protein
Exons: 2
Coding region: 1-1605 (534 amino acids)
Source: RefSeq, a predicted model, not a curated record